AUGUCAGCGCCUUUGAAGAUAAAGCCAUUGGCUGAGUCCGUGGUGAACAAAAUUGCAGCAGGAGAAAUUAUCGUUGCACCUGUCAAUGCUUUGAAAGAAAUGAUGGAGAACUCCAUCGAUGCUGGAGCCACUGCGAUUGAUAUUCUUAUCAAAGAGGGAGGAUUAAAAAUUCUACAAAUCACGGAUAAUGGAAGUGGCAUUGACAAGAGCGACUUGCCUAUUCUUUGUCAAAGAUUCACCACAUCGAAACUGAAGACCUUUGAAGAUCUGAGUUCGAUACAAACCUAUGGCUUUCGUGGGGAAGCGCUUGCUAGUAUUUCACACAUCGCGAGAGUAACAGUAACUACCAAAACUAAAAAUGAGGCCUGCGCUUGGAGAGUCUCUUACUCAGCUGGUAAAAUGAUAGGAGAGCCGAAACCAAUAGCUGGCCGGGACGGGACUAUCAUACUGGUCGAAGAUCUAUUUUACAACGUACAGUCCAGACUCAGGUCGCUGCGAUCGCCCGGCGAUGAGUUCGCCAAGAUCUUGGAUUGUGUUGGUCGGUAUGCAAUCAAUUCCAAAAAUGUAGGAUUCUCUUGCAAAAAGUUUGGCGAAUCGCAGUUUGCGUUGACUGUAAGAUAUGACGCGGAUGUGAGAGAGAGAGUACAGGCGGUGUUUGGUCGAGGUACUGCUUCUAAUCUGAUCGAGUUGAAGGUUCCCGAAAUCGAAGGUUUGGGAGCGUCAGCUAGCGGUCAAGUUAGCACGCUCAACUUUAUUAAUAAAAAGUCCAUUUCUCCCAUUUUUUUUAUCAACAACCGGCUUGUGACGUGUGAUCCAUUACGCAGGGCUCUUUAUCAAACUUAUUCGUCGCACCUGGCUAAGGGCAAUAGACCUUUCAUUUAUCUGAACGUCACGAUUCGCCCCGAACUCGUUGACGUCAAUGUUCAUCCUACAAAAAGAGAAGUUAGGUUUUUGCAUGAUGAAGAAAUCAUAGAACAGAUAGCAAGUCAGUUAGGGGAUGUUUUGUCGAAUUGUGAUACAUCAAGAUCAUUCAAAACCACUUCAAUUUUCACACAGAAGCCUGUCUCUAUCAGAGAAAACCUAGGUAAACCCCACUCCCAACUCAUCAACAACAUACCAGUAACUCCAUUAGGCAAUAAAGUCAAGCGCCAGGAAAACAAACUCGUUCGCAUAGACGCGUCUCAAACAAAAAUCACCAAUUACUUGAGAUCUGCAGAAUACACAGAGAAUACAGAACAAAGUACCCCUUAUAAGCAGUCAUACGAGGACGACAGCAUACAAUCUUCAUGUCGCGCCUCAGAAGGCAGACAACAUCAGGGAAGCUGGAUUGCAGAUACACCAAGCAGACGAGCAUCAAAAACGUCGACUUAUACUGUUUCGCGCAAAACCAGAGUAGAGGUUAACCUUGCAAGCGUGAACAUGCUACGAAAGGAAGUAGACUCCAGCAUGAACAAAGACUUGACAAAUAUUUUUGCAAAUCUUACUUACAUUGGGCUCGCUGACGAGCAGAGGAGGCUGGCUUGCAUACAGCAUGAUCUUAGACUGUUCUUGGUCGACUAUGGUUCCAUCUGUAGCGAACUUUUUUAUCAGGUCGGCUUAACAGAUUUCGCGAACUUCGGCAAGAUAUUCUUGAUUAAUGAGGAUGAAAGUGCCGGUUCCCAAGAGGAAGGGUUGUCUGUUGGCUCCCUUUUACAAGAGGUUGUGAGUUCAAGAGGAGGUUCAUCAACCGAGCUCAUACGGCCAUUAUGGGACAUGCGUGAAAUGCUCGAGGAGUAUUUCUCCAUAGAAUUGUAUGGCGGGGACACGCACGUGGAGAAUACAAAGAUAAAAAGUCUUCCACUUCUUAUCAAAGGAUACAUCCCACCACUUUCAAAGCUGCCGCACUUCCUUUAUCGACUUCUCACCAAAAUUGACUGGUCCGAUGAGAUGAAAUGUCUGCAAGGCAUUCUAAAACAAAUUGCGCUGCUUUACGUCCCCGAGAUGAUCGAACAGAUUGACCCGGAAGACUCUUCAAUAAAGGAGGAGGAGCGCAUUAGGUACCUUACUGAUACUGAGAACAUGGAGAAAAUCUUAGAAGAAACAAUUUUUCCCUGCAUUAAGAAGCGUUUAUUGGCGCCCAGAGAUUUGAUGGGGAAUGUUGUUGAAGUCGCAAACUUGCCAGGCCUCUAUAGGAUAUUCGAGCGAUGCUGA
Messenger RNA from Lachancea thermotolerans CBS 6340, 2190 nucleotides. RefSeq names its product mismatch repair ATPase MLH1 (gene MLH1). The coding region runs from base 1 to 2190 and encodes 729 amino acids. The transcript has 2 exons. Lineage: Eukaryota; Fungi; Ascomycota; Saccharomycetes; Saccharomycetales; Saccharomycetaceae. Gene Ontology annotation, cellular component: MutLalpha complex. Gene Ontology annotation, biological process: mismatch repair. Gene Ontology annotation, molecular function: ATP hydrolysis activity; ATP-dependent DNA damage sensor activity; ATP binding. The record is from RefSeq and is a predicted model, not a curated record.